AGUCCGUGACCCGUAGCCCGUAGGGGUGGAUAGGUGAGAGGAUGGCGGGGUCAUUUUGGAUCGAAAUUUGAAAAUCAAAGCUCCCCCUCUCCUGUCUUUACCCCUCCAAAAAAAAAAAAUCCAGGGGGAGCGCUCCCUCCUUUCCUUCUGCUGACAAAUUCGCGUCAGGGCUUUCCUUAUUUAUUUAUAUAUAAUAUGAACACACACCCGCAACAAGCUCUCCUUCCCUUCAUCAGUGAGUAAGCAGCAGCAGCAGCAGCAGCAGCAGCAGCAGAGAGAAGAGAGAAAUAGCAGCUACCCUGAGGCUUAGCUCCUCAGAUCCUUCAAAUCAGUUCCCGUCUGAUGGGUAGGAGUCUGAGCCCAUUACUCCGCCAAGAGCUGGCGAACCUUGGCAAGGAUGCCGACAGCCGCAGAUCGGCCAUGAAGGCAUUAAAGUCUUAUGCCAAGGACUUGGACUCCAAGGCCAUUCCUCACUUUCUUGCUGAGGUCUCCGACACUAAAGGCUCCUUAUCUUCCUCAGGAGAGUGCACCAUCUCUCUAUACGAAGUCUUAGCGAGAGUUCACGGCCGCAACAUUGUACCGCAGGUUGAGAAUAUCAUGUCGACAAUCAUGAACACCUUAUCCUCGAGCGGGGGAUCCUUUCCCCUCCACCAGGCUUGCUCUAAAGUAGUCCCUGCUAUCGCUCGCUACGCCAUUGAUCCUUCAACUCCCGACGAUGAGAAGACCAGGAUAAUUUCCUCCCUUUGCAAGCCUUUGUGCGAUUCUCUGAUGAGCCCGCAGGAGACCGCCGCCUCGGGGGCUGCUCUUUGCCUCAAAGCUCUCGUGGAAUCUAACAACUGGAAGUUUGCUUCUGAUAAUAUGGUUAAUGAGGUCUGCUUGAAAGUGGCAGGGGCUAUGCAGGAGAAGGUGACUCAGUCGAAUGCCCACAUGGGUCUGGUCAUGGCUUUGGUGAAGCAUAAUGGUUUGAUCGCUGAGGCUUAUGCGAGGUCUCUGGUGAGAUCUGGGUUGCAGAUUUUAUCUGCUGGUGAUGCUGAAAGCAACUCCCAGAAGCGGUUAUCGGCCAUUCAGAUGAUUAAUUUCUUGAUGAAAUUUGUCGACCCAAGGAGCGUUUCGUCUGAGCUUGGUAAAGUGGUGGAUGUUAUGGAGCAAUGCCAGAACGAUCGCAUGCCAUUUGUUAGAGGCGCAGCAUUUGAGGCGUCACAGACCGCAAGAUCUAUAGCAGCUCAGAAAGGGUCUAGAUAUGAAAUUGGUUCAAGCCCUAUCAUGAACUCGAACUUGCUUAAGAGAAGAGAAAAGAGUCCAUGGAGGAGCCCGCAGGGUGCUGGUAAUACAGAUGUUGGUUCCUAUUGUUCUCCUGCUGAAUUUCCUUCUCCAGAGUCGCAGACUAUUGAUUCUUGUGUUAACCAUGACGUGUUCACUGACUCACCGAUGUCAGUCGGGCAAUCUUCUUGUUGCUUUGGGCACAGUAGGCGUACUAACAGGAGAUUGUGGAAUAAUGAUAUUGCCGGUGUUGAUGUCUCUUUAAAGGAUGGCUUGUUUCUCAGAGCCUGCUCAGAAACAAACAACAGUGAUAUUGGACAAUUGGGUAACGGUCAGCUAAAUGAAGCCAAUAGAGAGCAUUCAGAGUCAUUCUCUGGAUUUCUUCAUGCCAAUUCCAAUGUUGCUGUGACAAGAGAUAAUAACCCGAGUCCCCAGAGGUCUCGUCAGCAGGUUAGCAUUGAUGACAUAAAAAUAUAUGCAACUCCCCGGAAGCUCAUCCGAUCUCUUCAGAAUUCAAGUGAUGCCAACAAUGAGGACCUUGAGAAUAAAUGCACUGGGGAGCUUACAGGGUCAAGUGCUGUGGAAUGGAAUUCAAUGGUGGAAUCAAUUGGAGAUUGUCAAUCUCAUUGUGCAAACUGCAAGGCUGAAAUGAAAAAUAACUUCGAAAAUGGUGGAAUUGUCAGCAAUCAAGGCAGUAUAAGGGAUAGCGAACUUGUCCAAGACGGCAAUGAAUCAGUUUCUUCUACAGGUGAAAUCCCUGGAAACAGUGCUUGCGGAGUACCAUGUGAAGUUUAUUCUGAAGUGAUGAAUGUUUCAACGACGAAGAGAGCUAAAGGGAGUAGAUAUUACAAAGCAGUUCUGAGUUUUGUUUGGAGCAUACCCUUGGUUUUUCUGGCCAUGAUUGUUCUGUCUAUUAGGAUCGACAAUGAAGAGCCUUUGUUUGAUCUAGUGCCAACUUGAUAUUAGCAUAAAGCUUUGUUUUUGUGGUAUGGCCCUUCCAUAAUGUCCUGUUUGGUAUUUGUUUACAGUUGUUGUGCUGACAAUCGUGUCAUGUAGACUGACAAUUUUUCCUAGCUUGCCUCGUAUUAUGCCAAUGACUCUGGCUAAAGUGAGACAAUAGAAUGUGAUCUUCUUUUGUUUUGGUUUAAUGAAGUGGUACUUUGCUAGAUUAUAAAAAAAA
Molecule: messenger RNA, 2440 nt
Organism: Ananas comosus (pineapple)
Lineage: Eukaryota; Viridiplantae; Streptophyta; Magnoliopsida; Poales; Bromeliaceae
Exons: 4
Coding region: 343-2220 (625 amino acids)
Cellular component (GO): microtubule
Molecular function (GO): microtubule binding
Source: RefSeq, a predicted model, not a curated record